Molecule: messenger RNA, 1554 nt
Organism: Aspergillus ruber CBS 135680
Lineage: Eukaryota; Fungi; Ascomycota; Eurotiomycetes; Eurotiales; Aspergillaceae
Gene: kin28
Product: TFIIH complex serine/threonine-protein kinase subunit KIN28
Exons: 2
Coding region: 209-1411 (400 amino acids)
Biological process (GO): protein phosphorylation; positive regulation of transcription by RNA polymerase II
Cellular component (GO): nucleus; transcription factor TFIIH holo complex; transcription factor TFIIK complex
Molecular function (GO): ATP binding; RNA polymerase II CTD heptapeptide repeat kinase activity; cyclin-dependent protein serine/threonine kinase activity
Source: RefSeq, a predicted model, not a curated record
AAAAAAAAAAAAAAAAAAAACAAUGGUCAAGGGCGAAUCGACAUUUCAGGCAUUAUCGAACUGCUCUAUCCCCUAAUGCGGUGAAGUUUGAAAAGAAAUGCGUCUUCCGCCAAUCAUUGCCAUACGUUAUCUUUGACAUUUCCUAGCGUCCAGUGUUGGUUUAGAUUAUCCAUUCCCUUUCAUUUUGCUUUCCUUAGGGAUUACAAGGAUGGCGGUAUCUCCUUUGGUUUCCCACUCGCUCUCUGCAGCAAGUUCUUCUCCGACCAAGUUAAGGGCUGCGAUUGUCCAGAGCUCAGUGAAGCCCGAGAACACAUCUUCACAUCAGCCCUUGCAAAACACGGAUCGUGAGCUUACAGAGCAACUAAAUGACGAAGUAAGACAGAAGUAUGUUAAAGACAAGAGGCUUGGUGAGGGUACUUACGCCGUUGUAUUCCUCGGCCGUCUCCAAACAGAUCCAUCGUCAUUUGUCGCUAUAAAGAAGAUCAAGGUCAAUGCCGAAUACAAAGAUGGGCUAUCCAUGGAUGCCAUCCGCGAAGUCAAAUAUCUGCAGGAACUCUCUCAUCCCAACAUCAUUGCGCUGCACGAUGUCUUCUCUUCCAAGGACCAGAACCUUAAUUUGGUCCUAGAAUUUCUGCCACUUGGCGAUCUUGAGAUGUUGAUUAAAGAUGGUAAUGUCCAUUAUGGUGCCGCCGAUAUCAAGGCGUGGAUGGGAAUGCUCGCUCGAGGCGUCUGGUUUUGCCAUGAAAACUUUAUAUUGCAUCGAGAUAUCAAGCCAAAUAACCUUCUGAUUGCGUCUGAUGGCGAAGUCAAACUCGCAGAUUUUGGUCUGGCCAGGUCCUUUGCCGACCCUUAUAUGAACAUGACGCACCAAGUUAUCACACGUUGGUAUCGACCUCCCGAAUUGUUUUACGGUGCCCGGCAAUACUCUGGUGUCGUUGAUGUUUGGUCUAUGGGAAUGGUUUUCGCGGAACUUCUUCUCCGAGUCCCCUUUGUCGCCGGAAACACUGAUCUCGAUCAAAUCAGCAAGAUAUGUGAAGCCUUUGGUACGCCUACUGAAGAGAACUGGCCGGGUGUCACGAAAUUACCAAACUAUAUUCCUCCCGACAGGAAUCACUUUGUCCCGACUCAGGGACGAGACUUCUUCCUUCGUCAAUUUCCGAAUGCCGGCCCAGUCGGUGCCGAUUUGCUCAUGUCCAUGUGUACGCUGGAUCCCAGGAAACGGAAAACCGCACGCGAAGUCUUACAGCAUAACUGGUGGACCACUGAACCGCGGCCGACAGACAAACAUAAUCUUCCCCAGAAAUCCGGAGGCACUAAGAAAAUGGGCGAUGAUCUUACAAGGCGUGGCGGGGAGAUUGAUGAAAAUGCAUUCAAGAAUGCUGCUCGCAAAUUGGACUUUUCUGCAAUGUAACGGCGCUAGGAGGGGACAUCAUGCUUCCAAGAGUUUGGAUAGAUAGUCGUAAUCCAAUCAUAAUAGAAGAUUCUUGGGACUUGUACAGAGCAGACCGAGACUAAAAACAGUUGUAAGAUAUGGUUUGAGAGUUUGCAAGGCAU